Messenger RNA from Leguminivora glycinivorella, 1072 nucleotides. RefSeq names its product INO80 complex subunit B. The record is from RefSeq and is a predicted model, not a curated record. Bases 116 to 1066 code for a protein of 316 amino acids. Gene Ontology annotation, biological process: chromatin remodeling. NCBI's taxonomy places the organism in Eukaryota, Metazoa, Arthropoda, Insecta, Lepidoptera, Tortricidae. The transcript is spliced from 3 exons. Gene Ontology annotation, cellular component: Ino80 complex.
UCGUCUUUUAUUUAUCGGAAUCGUUUGGAUCGCGACGCAAUAAUAUUGUUUCAGUCUAUUCUAUUACGAGCGUCGCUAUAUUUUUUAGACAGUUUAGCAGCAAAAUUAAUUAACGAUGGUACGUAGAUUGCGCGAACCAAGUACCACAGAAGAUGAAAUCGUUAUAGAUACACCGCCCCAGAAAAAGCAUAAAAAGCACAAACAUAAGAAGCACAAGAAGAGAAAACUUGAGAAUGAUUACGACAGUGAUACAUCAAUUGACGUCUCAUACGAAGAUGUUAUGGACAAGUCCUUUAAGUCUAAAAUGAAGGUCGGCAGAGACCUUCCGGGAACGUCCGCUGCAGAUUUACUAAAAGCACAAACCAUGAAGUCUUCUUCCGACUCUAGGAAAUCCAUGCCGGGCUCAUCCUCAAGUACCCCACCUAAAGUGGUGGCUAAGAAGAAAAAGAAAGGAAGGGACAGUGGGACGUCCAGUGAGGAGGAAAGAUGGCUAGAUGCUAUCAAAUCUGGAAAACUAGAAGAGGUUGAUGAAGAACUGAAGAAAAUCAAACCAAAAGACCCCAAAAUGAUGACUGCCAGACAAAGGGCUAUGUACGAAAGGGGAACAGACAAAGAUACCAGUCCAGGAGGUGAAGUGCUGCUUGCACUGCCCUCUGGUUACAAAGAAAAAGUCAUGACCGCAGAAGCUAUACAAAAAGCAGCUAUCAAAUCACAAAAGCGCAAGCAACUGGCAGAUGAAAAACGUGAAAAGGAUAAAAAGAAAACAAUGGACCGCCUACUUAAAAAGCAGGAAUCCAAAAACCUGAAAAAUUCUCAAAAAGGCAAGCCUGCCAAGAGGCAAGAGCCCAUGAUAAUGUAUAAAAAUAGUGCAACAGAGAUAUCAUUAUCUAUGCCACCUGGGUUACCAUUUCCGCUUGAAGCAAUGCCUCCGAGGGAGCCACCUAAACCUAUCAGAUGUGGAGCUGAAGGUUGUGAAAACAUCAAGAAGUAUAAUUGUUCCAAAACUGGAGUUCCAUUAUGCAGCUUGGAAUGUUAUAAAAGAAAUGUCACCAUUAUAGCUGGUUAAACAUGA